CUACACAAAAACACUCCCCCAUAGAAAUACAUGUAUUGGAAAAGUUUGUUAAGCUAAGCAAGACAGUUUUCAUAUUCUUCUUCAUCGAUUCUCGCUUUUUCCUACACAGAUACGAUCGAUAGCAGGUCUCACCGGCGAUGGAUGGAAUGUACGGUUUCCAUUCGGCCGGUGAUUACUCGGAUAAGGCGGUGCUGAUGAUGUCGCCGGAUAAUCUGAUGUUUCCUUCCGAUUACCAAGCCUUUCUAUGCUCCUCCGCCGGAGAUAAUCGCGUUUCCGAUGUUUUCGGAUCCGACGAGCUGCUCUCAGCCGCCGCCUCCGCUUUGUCGUCAGAGGCUGCGUCGAUCGCUCCGGAGAUCCGACGAAACGAUGAUAACGUCUCUCUCGGCGUCAUCAAGGCGAAAAUCGCUUGUCAUCCUUCGUACCCUCGCUUGCUCCAAGCUUAUAUCGAUUGCCAGAAGGUCGGAGCGCCGCCGGAGAUAGCGUGUCUAUUGGAGGAGAUUCAAAGGGACAGUGAAGUUUAUAAGCGAGACGUUGUUCCGUCGUCUUGCUUCGGACCUGAUCCUGAGCUCGAUGAAUUCAUGGAGACCUACUGCGAUAUAUUGGUGAAAUACAAAUCGGAUCUAGCAAGGCCGUUUGACGAAGCGACGAGUUUCUUGAACAAAAUCGAGAUGCAGCUACGGAACCUAUGUACUGGUGUGGAGUCUGCCAGGGGACUUUCGGAGGAUGGUGCGAUUUCAUCGGACGAGGAACUGAGUGGAGGCGAUGAGAUAUCACAGGAUGGGAAACAAAGAUGCGAAGACCGUGAUCUCAAGGACAGGCUAAUGCGCAAGUUCGGAAGCCGUAUAGGUUCUUUGAAGCUGGAAUUCUCAAAGAAGAAGAAGAAAGGAAAGCUACCAAGAGAAGCAAGACAAGCCCUUCUCGAUUGGUGGAAUGUCCAUUAUAAAUGGCCUUACCCUACUGAAGGUGAUAAGAUAGCUUUAGCUGAUGCAACGGGGUUAGACCAGAAACAGAUCAACAAUUGGUUUAUAAACCAAAGAAAACGCCACUGGAAGCCUUCAGAGAAUAUGCCUUUUGCGAUGAUGGACGAUUCUAGUGGAUCAUUCUUUACCGAGGAAUGAGCAUUAUGGUAUUUAACGUUGCAAACAAAAGAUGGGUGUAUUGACAUGUUUCCUACGUACAAAUUUUUACUCUGCUUCGCUUUGCCGACAAAAGAGGAAAAGAAAAUGGAAAAGAGUGAAGCUUUGGAUUUAUGAAUGGAAUAUUUUUCACUCACAUGUAGGAAAGAAGGAACAAGGGAGAAAAGUGAAAUGCCUUGUAACUAUUAUUAUCCGUGAAUAAAAAUUAUGUUUAUAAAUAAUUAACUUCCUUGCUUUCUUCUGACUAUCCUCUCGUGACUUUUUAAAGUUUCAGGAUUUGC
This is a messenger RNA of Eutrema salsugineum, 1417 nucleotides long. RefSeq names its product homeobox protein knotted-1-like 6. The transcript is spliced from 5 exons. Gene Ontology annotation, cellular component: nucleus. Gene Ontology annotation, biological process: regulation of DNA-templated transcription. Bases 138 to 1118 code for a protein of 326 amino acids. The record is from RefSeq and is a predicted model, not a curated record. Lineage: Eukaryota; Viridiplantae; Streptophyta; Magnoliopsida; Brassicales; Brassicaceae. Gene Ontology annotation, molecular function: DNA binding; DNA-binding transcription factor activity, RNA polymerase II-specific.